GUAAACUCUUCGUAUCUGCGAGGCCCAUACAUAGAUUACGUUGGUCGCGAGGGGCUGAUGGUCACCACUCUAGGCCUCAAGUUCGAGGCUGGAAUGCAGCACUUCCGGAUGCCAGGCUCCAGUGGUCACCAACACCGGAACAGGCUCGAUCGGGACAUGAAACUCAAAUGCGUGGCCACGCUGGGCACGGUGUACUGGAAGUCAAAAGARCAGAGCGCGCUGGCGCACCGACCGCGGCCUGUCCCUGGAAUGCCAUUGCCGGGUGCCGACGAUGGACUGGUAGGAGGCGAUGAACAGGACGCUGACUCCAGGGCUGAUCCGGUUCACGGUAAGCGUAAAUCCGUCACUCGUUCUGCUCAACGCAAGGAAAAGGCUAUUAUACAUAGUCUGUAA
This is a messenger RNA of Diuraphis noxia (Russian wheat aphid), 393 nucleotides long. RefSeq lists its product as uncharacterized. The record is from RefSeq and is a predicted model, not a curated record. NCBI's taxonomy places the organism in Eukaryota, Metazoa, Arthropoda, Insecta, Hemiptera, Aphididae.